Paramecium tetraurelia is the source of this 336-nucleotide messenger RNA. RefSeq lists its product as uncharacterized. The transcript has 3 exons. NCBI's taxonomy places the organism in Eukaryota, Ciliophora, Oligohymenophorea, Peniculida, Parameciidae. The record is from RefSeq and is a predicted model, not a curated record.
AUGUUUGAAGGUUUAGGGAGCUCUGGAUAGCUGCAAUCACUCAUUUUGUUCAGAUUGCAUCAAAAAAUGGUCUAAUGUAUGUAACCUUUUUCAUUUUAGAUUGAAAAUACAUGUCCGCUAUGCAAAUAGAAAUUCACUUAAAUUGAAUUCAAGUGGAAGAGAGUUCAUUACAAAAGUCAUAAGAUUUCAAAGCCAAAAUGUAAACAAAACAAGAUUUACGUUAAAGAUAAAAGUUAGUCGCAAAAGGAAGAUCAAUUUAGUGUCUUACUAGAUCUUCUUAUAGAUUUCAUCCUUGCUGAUAGUAUAAAUAUAAUUAAACCAUUAGUAAAUGAUUGA